This is a messenger RNA of Aspergillus niger, 3030 nucleotides long. RefSeq lists its product as uncharacterized. Bases 1 to 3030 code for a protein of 1009 amino acids. Gene Ontology annotation, biological process: carbohydrate metabolic process. The transcript has 11 exons. The record is from RefSeq and is a predicted model, not a curated record. Gene Ontology annotation, molecular function: beta-galactosidase activity. NCBI's taxonomy places the organism in Eukaryota, Fungi, Ascomycota, Eurotiomycetes, Eurotiales, Aspergillaceae. Gene Ontology annotation, cellular component: vacuole.
AUGGAGCACAUCGGGCCCGCUUCAUUCCCGAUCAGAAUACUAAAUUCAUCGGUCAGCUCGGACUCCAAGAUUGAUUCUAUUUCUUUAGCCAGGUUGAGACUGCCAUUGCUACUGAAAUUUGUUGUCGCUUUGACAUCCUUAUGCCAGGCGCUGUCAGUAUCAAACACUUCAACCGGGUCCGUGACAUGGGACGAAUAUAGCUUGCUAAUCAAUGGGGAGAGGGCUUUCAUCAAUGCUGCCGAGUUUCAUUAUCAGCGACUGCCCGUCCCUGAGAUGUGGCUGGAUGUGCUGCAAAAGCUGAAGGCAAAUGGCUUCAAUACAAUCAGUGUGUACUUCUUUUGGAGUUAUCAUUCGGCUUCCAAGGACGCAUAUGACUUUAAAACGGGAGCACAUAACAUACAGCGUCUCUUCGACAUGGCCAAGCAGGCGGGCCUAUGGGUAAUUGCGCGGCCGGGUCCUUAUGUCAAUGCACAGACAAAUGCUGGUGGUUUAGCUCUAUGGGGCUCUGAUGGCUCCAUGGGCAAAUUGCGGACAUCAGAUGAGGCCUUUCAUCAAGCGUGGCUUCCAUAUAUGAGGAAAGUCGGACAGAUCAUUGCAGCGAACCAGAUCACAAGAGGUGGUCCCGUUAUACUCUGCCAGGUAGAAAACGAACUCCAAGAGACCACUCAUGAGCCAAACAAUACUCUGGUUACGUAUAUGGAGCAGCUCGAGGCAGUCAUUAGAGAUGCUGGGAUAACCGUUCCUACGACUCAUAACGAAAAAGGCAUGAGAUAUGUAUCCUGGUCAAGGGAUUACGGAAACGUUGGUGGCGCUGUCGACAUUUAUGGCUUGGACACCUACCCUGCAGGAUUUCUUGUCGGGAACAGAUGUGAUGGAGCCACUGGAUUCAAUGUUUUUCGGACCUACUAUCAGUGGUUCAUGAACUAUUCAUGGACUGGUCCCAUUUAUCUCGCUGAGUUUGAGGGCGGGCGUACUUUGACCUGGGGUGCUCCACAGAAUUAUGAUGAUUGUCGAAGCGAGCACAGCACCACCUUUGUGGACAUCUACUAUAAGAACAACAUCGGUCAGCGCGUGACGCUACAAAGCAUAUAUGAAGGCUAUGGGGGGACUAAUUGGGGCCAUUCUGCUUCCCCAGUGGCAUAUACUAGCAAUGACUAUAUGACCCCCCUCCGAGAAACUCGCGAGCAAUGGGCCAAGCUUUGGCAAACGAAGCUCAUACAACUCUUCUCGGGAUCUGCACCUGAUUUACUCAAGACGUACAUGUAUGGGAACGGAUCGGGUUACAAUACUCAGGCAACCUUCACUGUGCUGCAGCAGAACGAAACCCCAUCAACCACUACCAUUGCGUUUUCGGCCUACUUGAACACCAGCCUUGGCAACAUGACUGUUCCAGAUAUCCAGCUUCAAGGGCGACAGAGCAAGAUUCUAGUUACAGACUACAUGUUUGGUAAUCAAACACUUCUGUAUUCAUCAACAGAUGUACUUACAAAUGCCAUCUUGCCCGGACACGAUGUUCUGGCUCUGUAUCUAUGGGAAGGUCAAACCGGCGAGUUCGCUCUCAAGACGCCAAGGAAUUUGACGCUCCAGGUAUAUGGCGCGUCUAUCGUGUCGUCCACACUUCAUCCUGGCUACCAGAAGAUUAAGUACACACAGGCUACUGGCUCUACUGUCCUUCGUUUUACAAAUGGGGUCAUUGUCCUAUUGCUCGAUCAACCAACAGCAUGGCAUUUCUGGGCUCCGUCAACAUCAAACUACCCUUCUCCUAGGCCAGACCAGAAGCUUUUCAUUCUUGGUCCGUACCUCGUCCGGUCUGCAUCAGUCGAAAAUGAAGUGCUUCAGGUCUCUGGAGACAAUAACGGAACUACAACCCUGGAGAGCUUCAUCGGCGACGUGCCCAUCAAAGCAAUCGAGUGGAACGGCCAGCGACUCACAGCAACCAAGACGCCCUAUGGCUCCUACACAGCCCAAAUCCCCGGUACAGAACACCGAUCAGUAAACCUUCCAUCCUUAAACCACUGGCGCUCAGCAGACUCCCUCCCGGAAGCCCAGCCAGGGUAUGAUGAUUCCCGAUGGACGGUCGCGAACAAGAAUAGUACACUCAGUCCACAAGCUCCUCUUACCCUGCCAGUCCUUUUUAGCUCUGACUAUGGCUACUACGCCGGUGCUAAAAUAUACCGUGGCUACUUUGACGGCACCAACCACACUGCAGUUAAUAUUACCGCCUCUGGCGGCCUCGCGUUUGGGUGGAACGCCUGGCUAAACGGACAUCUUAUCGGGGGCCACACUGGCGAUCCCAAUCUAUCAGCCACAAACAUGACUCUGACGCUUCCUGGGCCCCAUCUCAGGACAAUGAACAAUGUCAUCACAGUCAUAGUUGACUACCAUGGCCACGAUGAAACUAACAUCGCCAACGGUGCUGGGAACCCUCGAGGCAUCCUUGGCGCGUAUCUUCUUCCAGGCGGUACACGGACAGCAACCGGUUUCAAACUGUGGAAGAUCCAAGGCAAUGCUGGUGGCGCGAAGAACAUCGACCCAGUCCGCGGACCCAUGAAUGAGGGUGGCCUCUAUGCCGAACGACUAGGAUGGUUCCUCCCUGGCUUUCCGGCAUCUGAUAACAAGGAGUUCAACAGUACCUCCAGUCCACUGGACGGCAUCUCGAAACCGGGUGUCCGUUUCUAUGUCACCGCUUUCGACCUUGAUAUCGACAGGGAUCUAGAUGCACCCAUAGGGGUUUCUUUCUCAGCGCCAAACGGCACUAUAGCACGUGUAAUGCUUUGGGUCAAUGGGUAUCAAUACGGCAAAUACGUCCCUCACAUUGGUCCGCAGACGAAGUUUCCUGUUCCCCCGGGGAUCAUCAACAACCGGGGGCAAAAUACAUUAGCAUUGAGUUUGUGGGCGCAAACCAAUGAUGGUGCGAAGCUCGAUACUGUCGAGCUGUUUACGUAUGGACUGUAUCAGACGGAUUUUCAGUUUGAUCGCGAUUGGAGUUAUUUGCAACCGGGGUGGGAGGGUAGGAGCGUGUACGCGUAA